Molecule: messenger RNA, 1182 nt
Organism: Caenorhabditis bovis
Lineage: Eukaryota; Metazoa; Nematoda; Chromadorea; Rhabditida; Rhabditidae
Source: the annotation of a GenBank genome assembly
AUGAUUUUGCCAUGGCUCGUCGUUCUUAUUGGGAUACCUCAGAUCAUCAAUUGCUUUUGCAGUGACUCAACAAAAGACGUUAAUAAAUCCUGUCAACGAAUCAAGGAUGCCAGAUUUCAAAUUAGAGGCGUUCGGGUUGUUCCAAUGUGGCAGUUUAUGUUGCUCAAUGAGCCAUUGCAUCGUGUUAAACGGAAUAGUUUGAACAACACGGAGAUGAAUAAUUUGCUAAGGACUCGUGGAAAGAAAAAAUGCAAGAGCUGUAAGAAAGUUGUGGAAGAAAAAAAAUGUGAAGCGUGUGCUCCAAAUUCUGAACAAAAUUCGGAAGCAGAAGAAGAGAUUGUCGAAACGGCAUUGAAGAAGAAUUUGAAUAUCCAGAUGAUUCCUAAAAAUCAUGAUAUUAAAUCAACUACAGUUGACCCAGAGGAACAAGAAGAACCAUCUGCGGACGAGAAAUCAGAAGUUGAACAAGAAAAUGACGAGGAAGACAUUGAAGAAAAGACAAUUGAAAAUAAUGAGGAGAGUAAUUUGAAAGAAACCGAAGAAGAAUCAGAAGAUGGCAAAGAAAAAAGUGAAGGUAGUGAAGAAGAAGAACAAGAAGAAGAAGCUGAGAAUUUGGACGUUUUCUCAUAUGUCAAUAGAGCUGCUCAAAAUCGACUGAUGCGGAUACAAGUUGUUCGCGGAAAAGGAGUUUAUCCCAAUGGAACAGAUAUCAAAAACGACGAUAAAGAAAAUAAAUCUGAAUAUGAAAACAAUAUUCGAAAAGUGAUGAAAAGUGCGAAAUACAUGGAUAAACCAAAUGUCAAAUAUUCAUAUCCUCCAAAGGAUACUGUUCCACUUCAAAACUGUUUCUACAAUCCUUCUGGGUAUGUUUGUUGCAAUUUGCAAUUGAAUAAUGUUAUCGAAGAAGCCUAUAAAGAGAUACGAGAAGCGCCGGAUUUUAAUUCAUGUAAUCUUCAGAAAAUCGCUAAUAAAGUUCAGCAUGUCUCUGAAAAAGCAUUCGAGCAUCCUUUUGAAACUCUUGUCGCUCAUGCUGAUUUUGCGCAAAACAUCAAUUUUGCUGGAGAUCUUGUGUGCAAACUAGAAAUCGAUGGAAAAUAUUUGAUUGCCUAUGGAACACCAUAUCGUGCUGAGGACGCUGUUGGACCAGAAAAACCAGACGGCCAGCAUUUACCGGCUGUUUAA